GACUGGAGUUUUCUAGCACCAUUUUAAAUCAGUUAUGUUGAUGGGGCAUGACACCUCUUAGUCAACACAGAGAGAAAGGGAGACCUCAGCCAUCAAACUGUUCCAGCUAUCUCCAGAAUCUCAUGUUAUGGCAACUCUGCCUAGGGCUAGGGGAAUCAGGUGCUCCCCGCAGCCUGGCAACCAUCACCUCUCUGUGGGCGUAACAACAACCCGCUGCCCCUAGAGUAACAGGGCCCUGUGGAGCUGCUGGGAGAUGCAGUGUCUCUACACUGAUCACUGAUGUGAAACAGAGGCGUUUCUCUGUUUCGUAAAAACAGCCCAGCAGCAAACUGCGCACACACAAAGCCCCGCACAGCAGCUUUCAUCACCUAAUACAGAGCUUCCCUGUCGAUAUGAGCACACAGGGUAUUGAGACAGAUGUUCUGGGGCCCAGUCACAGCCCGUCUGAACCAAACACUGUGGCUGGAACUGAACAGGACUACUGCCUCUACCUGCACAGGCUGUUCGGGAAGGAGACAGCUGAGUACUUCCUCAACCCAUCUCCUGUCCACACUUCCUCACCCACCUGGUACACACUACUGAUGAAGAACAUGGGAGAUGAGGUGAGUGCCGAGGCCCUGUGGGACAACUUGAGAGAACACUCCACCAGACGACUCAGAGACCUAGAGGAGAAGGAGGAAUCUGAGUCUCUUGAGUUGGUGAAAGUCUCUGUGAACCAGGAUGGACAGAGAGAGCGGGGUCACCUACAGCACCUGGCAGGGGUCAGGUAUAUGUUCAACCUGGCCCAGCUCCACCAGGUUUACUCUGCCCAUGUUCUCUCCCUCAACCAUCCAGCUCUGCUCCUAGAUGACCUGGAGGAGCUCGAGGGACCACAUAGUUACCUACCUAUCUCACAAAUAAACAGGUGAAGGGAAACCUAGCAUUAUUAAAUAAGCAUUAGCUAGUGCUAUUGGUAAUAUAACUACUGUUUAUUAUACUUCCAAAAGCCUUGCUAAUUGAAAAUCAUUUAAUCAGAUGUAAAGACCAAACUUGGGUCAGAGUAUCAUGCAUCUUUUUAUAUUUGUGUUAUUAAAUGUGCUUAUGCUGUGUUAUUCGUAUUGAAACAAAAAUCCCUUUGUGUCAGUGAAAUUUGAAUUUGUGUGUAAUGCUGGGUCAAAUAUUCCACAAGAGGGCAGUCCCAGAUUAAGAGGAUGAAUGUUUAGUUGAAUUUAUGAUGGUAGUUUUCACUUUAAUAUGACAAGCUGUACUUUCAAAAUUGUAUUUCUAUAAUUUCCACUAAUAGUUUUCAACAAAUAGUCAUUAUUUUAUUUGUGAAACUGUGUAUUAUUUUGUGAGUUUGUAAUUAAAAGUGACACGUGGCAAGUGUAAUUGAUUGAA
Salvelinus fontinalis (brook trout) is the source of this 1377-nucleotide messenger RNA. RefSeq lists its product as uncharacterized. The coding region runs from base 393 to 908 and encodes 171 amino acids. Lineage: Eukaryota; Metazoa; Chordata; Actinopteri; Salmoniformes; Salmonidae. The record is from RefSeq and is a predicted model, not a curated record. The transcript has 6 exons.